Plasmodium gonderi is the source of this 930-nucleotide messenger RNA. RefSeq lists its product as hypothetical. Gene Ontology annotation, biological process: regulation of DNA-templated transcription. The record is from RefSeq and is a predicted model, not a curated record. Gene Ontology annotation, cellular component: nucleus. NCBI's taxonomy places the organism in Eukaryota, Apicomplexa, Aconoidasida, Haemosporida, Plasmodiidae. The coding region runs from base 1 to 930 and encodes 309 amino acids. The transcript has a single exon.
AUGAAUUUGGUUGACUAUGAACUUUCCAGCGACGAUGAAUGUGAUGAGGCAUCGAGGGAAAAUGAAAAAAACUAUUGUGACUCAUCAAAGGAAGGAAAUAAAUCCAUAGAGAGUCAAAAAAUUGAGUGCAAUAAAAGUAAAAAUAGCAUUAACAAUAGAGUGCACCACUCUGGUAGUAACAAGACUGAUAACGGAUGUACAACGGAAACAUUUAAGGGGUCCCAAAUGUUGAAGUGGGAUUCUGAAAAAGAAAAUGCAUCAGUGGUGGUUAAGACAUCAGACUUAAAUAAAAUGCCUAAGAAUGACAUUGAAGAGAGAGAGAAACACAAAUAUGAACGACCUAAUUUGGGGAAAAAUAAUUUGGAGGAUCAAAGGAAAAAGGGGAAGCUGAAAGAAGCACCAUUCGCCAAUAAAUCAAAAGAUGUAGAAUCUGUAUUACAUCAGGAAAAUGACAAUGAAGGUGUCUAUAAAAAGGAAUUAAACUCUGAAGGGAAUAGAGAGGAUCGGAAGAACAUGAAGGAUAGGAAUAUACACACAAGCGGAAUAUUAGCAGACGAAUAUACAGACAAUAGAACUACGAGACGUGUGAAUAUCCUAGAAAGUAACAAUAUUAUGAAUGUUAAUGUUAACGAAGACAAUUUUGAUGAAAUAUUUUUCUUGCCUGAAAAUGAAUAUUCAGAUUGUGUAAAUGAAAAAAUUGAGGAAUUGUCGAAGCUGUAUGAAAUCAAUUUAACAAUUAAUAAAAAUAUAAUAAAUUCCAAUGAAUAUAAAAAUCCUUGCAUUUUGGAAAAAAUUAUGGAGAUUUUUCAUAUUGAUGUGUAUUCAUCUAAUUAUCCGUUGCAUAUUUACAACCCCAACGAUUUUUUAUCAAUCGAUUUGUUCAACGAAAGAACCGAAGAAACGGAUCAGAAGAAAACGAAAUGGUCGUAA